Messenger RNA from Xiphias gladius (swordfish), 1862 nucleotides. RefSeq names its product NADH:ubiquinone oxidoreductase complex assembly factor 1 (gene ndufaf1). Gene Ontology annotation, biological process: mitochondrial respiratory chain complex I assembly; mitochondrial electron transport, NADH to ubiquinone. Bases 470 to 1387 code for a protein of 305 amino acids. The record is from RefSeq and is a predicted model, not a curated record. Gene Ontology annotation, cellular component: mitochondrion. The transcript is spliced from 5 exons. Lineage: Eukaryota; Metazoa; Chordata; Actinopteri; Istiophoriformes; Xiphiidae.
UGCCGCUGGAUUUUACAUUUCUGCCAGUGAAAUAAAAAUUAUAAAUAUGAUGGUAAUCGUCAUGUCUUUUUAUUAAUUCGAUCGAAAUACAGAAAAUGAAAGAGUGGCGUUCAUAGUUAACCGAGAUGGGAACUACGUAUCUAAAGUGAGUGCAUCGGUCAGGACAGUAAUCUUUGGUGCACUAAGGCUGCACUCAGGUCCGCGACGAUUGGACCGUUAACUGUUGUGUAGCAUUUCUGUGUGAAUGUGUGCUGCGCGAAAACCGAAACGCCUCAGUUGGAUUUCCUGUGUGGACCCGGACAACCUUGGGUUUGUAAGCGAGUGCACAAGGGCAGUGUAUAAAGUUGUUUGUGAGUUGUAACGGCGCUAUAAAGACAUAUCUUUAUGGCGUAAUCAAGACGAACACGAACAAAGUCCUGCAACCCGGUACACCAUGGCCAGACAGUGAAUCAUCCAGAUCAACGCUGAAAUGUCCCUGCCAAAGACGACACGUCUCCCCUCACUGAGGCUGCUGAGCUCCAUCCACCACCACCAGCAGCGGCUCCUCCCCUCCAUCACCCCUCUCACUGUGCCCAGAAGAGCUGUGAUCCAGGGUGAAUACCGACGGCCCGGCCAGCCCAAAGAAGACAAGUUUCCAUGGCAGAAGAUUAAGUUUGACUUUGUGAAGGGUUUGGAGGGAAUAAAGAAGCAUUUCACGCUGCUGAAAACGGAGUUCUCUGACCGCUGGGUCGGUCCAGAGGGCAAACCAAUUCUUGAGCACAUGCUGGAGCAGAACAGAGUGAUAUGGGAGUUCAGAGGUCCGGAGAGUCUGGAGCAGUGGACGGUGUCCUCAGAUCGUGAGAUGGGAGGCCAAAGCGAGGUUUACCUGAAGCUUGGCAAAAACAAUAAUACCUGUUUUCUCUAUGGGACUCUGAGCUCAACUCCUCCAAGGGACGGAGAAACACGCUACAGUGGCUACUGCACCAUGCGUUCAAAACAACCGCUGGCUUCGUUUGAUAGGAAGAAGCACUACGACUGGACCAGCUUCAACACGCUGCAUUUGCGUGUACGUGGUGAUGGCCGUCCAUGGAUGAUCAACAUCGCAACAGAGACAUACUUCUCUCACCAGAAAGACGACAUCUACAGUUACUUUCUGUAUACCAGAGGAGGACCCUACUGGCAAGACGUCAAGAUACCUUUCUCCAAGUUCUUCCUCACACAUCGUGGGAGGAUACAAGAUGACCAGCAUCCUCUCUGGCUGGACAAGGUUAACACCAUUGGAUUUACCCUGGGUGAUAAAGCAGACGGUCCGUUCCAGCUGGAGAUUGAUUUCAUUGGCGUCUGUAAGGAUUAUGCACACACUGAGGAGUUUGCCUACGAGGUGUACAAGAGGAAUCCUGAGGUUUGACGGCAACUAUUACAGUACUGCAGGUGAACUAUCAUUGAAUAAGAGCUGCACUCUUCUGAUAUUAUAAAUAAAGAAAUAUACCACACUCCUGCGGUGGACAACCAUUUACACCCCACCCACCACUCUUGGAAAUAAGACACUGUUUAUCUGUAUUCUAAUACAUGUACUGUGAUACCUCCCUAUCAGCUAUUUCUUACUUGCAGAGUUUAGUAAAACUCAAGAAGUGCAUUUCUGGUUACAUGUGGUAAACUCUGACUGAAUCAAACAUUUACAUUGUACGGUAAUGGGGAGGUCCUUUAUCCAAAAUUACUUAAAUUGAUUGUCAGGGCUAGGUGAAGGAGAUAAAUCAGUCUUAGCUUAGAUGACACUGUACCUUUAAAUUACAGGACAUUAACAAACGUUUGCUGCUUGCUCUCUUCAUACAAAAAAAAUCAAGUUGUUUCCAUGUCCUGUAUUUGUGACAUGUUCCAUUAAC